Molecule: messenger RNA, 4046 nt
Organism: Columba livia (rock pigeon)
Lineage: Eukaryota; Metazoa; Chordata; Aves; Columbiformes; Columbidae
Gene: HYOU1
Product: hypoxia up-regulated 1
Exons: 24
Coding region: 142-3135 (997 amino acids)
Biological process (GO): negative regulation of hypoxia-induced intrinsic apoptotic signaling pathway; endoplasmic reticulum unfolded protein response
Cellular component (GO): endoplasmic reticulum chaperone complex
Molecular function (GO): ATP-dependent protein folding chaperone; ATP binding
Source: RefSeq, a predicted model, not a curated record
GAUUGGCGGGCGGGGACCCGGCGCUGGCGGGCGCGCCAAUGGGCUGGCGCCGCGUCCGGGCCGGGGGUUGAGCGAGGCGCCGGGGCCGCCGCAGCAGCCGGAGCCGGCGGGCCGGGCCGGGCCGGGCCGAGCGGGAGGAGGAUGGCGGCGGCGCGGGGGCCGUGCUGGGCGCUCGCCUGGCUGCUGCUCUGCUGCCGCCUGCCCGCCGCGGGGUCCGUGGCCGUGAUGUCGGUGGACGUGGGCAGCGAGUCCAUGAAGAUCGCCAUCGUCAAGCCUGGCGUGCCCAUGGAGAUCGUGCUCAACAAGGAGUCCCGAAGGAAAACACCUGUGGCAGUUUCUUUGAAGGAGAACGAACGUCUCUUUGGCGACAGCGCCCUCGGGAUGGCCAUACGCACGCCCAGGGUGGCGUUCAGGUACUUCCAGGACCUGCUGGGGAAGCGGAUCGAUAACCCCCACGUGCUGCUGUACCGGUCCCGGUUCCCGGAGCACGAGCUGCUGAAGGACGAGAGGAGGCAGACGGUCCUUUUCAAGCUCUCCCAAACCGUGCGCUAUUCUCCCGAGGAGAUGCUGGGGAUGGUCCUGAACUACUCGCGCGGUCUGGCUGAGGAGUUUGCAGAGCAGCCCGUCAAGGACGCGGUGAUCACGGUCCCUGCGUUCUUCAGCCAGGCGGAGCGCAGGGCGGUGCUGCACGCCGCGCGCAUGGCCGACCUGAAGGUGCUGCAGCUCAUCAACGACAACACGGCCGUGGCGCUCAACUACGGCGUGUUCCGCAGGAAGGACAUCAACGCCACCGCGCAGAACAUCAUGUUUUACGACAUGGGAGCAGGCAGCACCGUCUGCACUAUUGUUACGUAUCAGACCGUGAAGACGAAGGACGCGGGAAUCCAACCUCAGCUGCAGAUCCAGGGCGUCGGGUUUGACCGUACCCUGGGAGGUCUGGAGAUGGAGCUGCGUCUCCGGGACUACUUGGCGAAACUCUUUAACGACCAGCACCCCUCCAAGGACGUCCGGCAGAACGCGCGGGCCAUGGCCAAGCUGCUGAAGGAGGCCAACCGCCUGAAAACCGUCCUGAGCGCCAACGCCGACCACAUGGCGCAGAUCGAGGGGCUAAUGGAUGACAUCGACUUCAAGGCCAAGGUCUCCAGGCAGGAGUUUGAGGAUCUGUGCUCCGAUUUGUUCCAGCGCGUGCCGGGACCCGUGCAGCAGGCUCUGAGCAGUGCGGAGAUGAACAUGGACGCAGUUGACCAGGUGAUCCUAGUUGGUGGUGCCACGCGUGUCCCCAAAGUGCAGGAGGUUUUGCUGAAGGCUGUGGGCAAAGAAGAGUUGGGCAAGAACAUCAACGCGGACGAGGCGGCCGCCAUGGGUGCCGUGUACCAGGCGGCCGCGCUGAGCAAAGCCUUCAAGGUGAAGCCUUUCGUCGUGCGGGACGCCGCCGUGUUUCCCAUCCAGGUGGAGUUUACCCGAGAAGUAGAGGAGGACGACAAAUCCAAGAGCUUAAAGCACAACAAGAGGAUUUUGUUCCAGCGCAUGGCGCCCUACCCGCAGCGCAAAGUUAUCACCUUCAACCGCUACACCGACGACUUCGAGUUCUAUGUCAACUAUGGAGAUCUGUCCUUCCUGAGCCAGGACGACCUGCGGAUUUUUGGUUCUCUCAAUCUCACUACGGUGAGGCUGAAGGGAGUUGGGGAGAGUUUCAAGAAGCACUUGGAUUAUGAAUCCAAAGGAAUCAAAGCUCACUUCAACAUGGACGAGAGCGGAGUGCUGAGUCUCGACCGGGUGGAGUCUGUGUUUGAGACCGUGGUGGAAGACAAGCUGGAGGAGGAGUCCACGCUGACAAAGCUUGGAAACACCAUCUCGAGCCUGUUUGGGGGUGGCGGCCCCGCGCCGGAGGCUGGCGAGAACCUGACGGACGCGGUUCAGGAGGAAGAAGAGAGCCUGGCAGAACCGGGGAAAGACGAGCAAGGGGAGAAACAAGACCAGAAAAGCGAAGCAGAAGAUGCCGGUGAGGAGCAGGGGGAAGAGAAGCAGCCGUCUCCGGGUCAGGCAGAAACCGCCGCUCCGCAAGCGGAGUCGGAGAAGAAGGAAGAAGGCGAGAAAUUGGAGUCUCAGGAUCCCAAAGAAAACAGAGAAACUGUGAAAGAGGAAGAACCGUCCAAAAGUUCUGGUGACAGCACAGCGACCAAAACAGAAGAAGAGAAGAAGAUCAAAGCACCCAAGAAGCAGAAGUUUGUCCAUGAGAUCACCAUGGAGCUGGAUGUAAAUGACGUGCCUGACCUGCUGGAGGACGACCUGAAAAGCUCGAUGAAAAAGCUCCAAGACUUGACAAUAAGAGAUCUAGAGAAACAGGAAAGAGAAAAAUCGGCCAACAGCUUGGAGUCGUUCAUCUUUGAGACCCAGGACAAGCUUUACCAGGAGGAGUACCAGUUUGUCUCAACGGAAGAGCAGAGGGAUGAAAUUUCCAGAAAACUUAGCGAGGCUUCCAGCUGGAUGGAGGAAGAGGGCUAUGCAGCUGCAACUAAGGAGCUGAAGGACAAGCUUUCAGAGCUGAAGAAGCUUUGUAGGAACCUCUUCUUCCGUGUGGAGGAGCGGAGGAAGUGGCCGGAGCGCCUGGCUGCCCUGGAGGGUCUGCUCAACCACUCCACCAUCUUCCUCAAGGGAGCCCGAAUGAUUCCAGAGUCUGACCAGAUAUUCACGGAAGUGGAACUGAGCACGUUGGAAAAAGCCAUCAAUGAAACUACGAUUUGGAAAAACGAGACACUGGCUGAACAGAACAAGCUCCCUCCUACUGAGAAACCCGUCCUGCUCUCCAAAGACAUCGAGCUCAAGAUCGCUGCCCUGGACAGGGAGGUGCAGUAUCUCCUGAACAAGGCCAAGUUUGCCAAACCCAAGCCCAAAAAGGAGAAGAACACCACGAAAACCGAUUCGGGCAAGAACGGUACAGCAGCCUCUGAGACCGAGACCACUAUCCCUCCCACGGAGGGGAAACCAGAAGACAAACCCGAGGACGUGGGUCCGGCGGCGGAACCUCCUGCAGCUGAGCGCACAGCGACAGACGCCGAGCCGGGGCCGGACUCUGGGUCCAAAAAAGAGAAGACAGAAGCUGGAGGAGAAAGCAGGAAAAACGAUGAGUUGUAACAGCCCUGAAAUCCCGCUGCUGUCAACAUCUAUUUAUUUCAUGGUUACUUUCUUGUUUUUAUAAUGAACCUGGUUAGUCAUGAUGUAAAUGGAACGCAACAAACAGCCCAGCAACAAAACGGGAUAGAGAUGUAAAUUUUAUGUUUUCUUUCUGGGGAAUUUGCCGCUACUAACUUAGCAAAUUGGGUUUUUUGUUUAUUGUUUUCUUACGUGUUGAAAGGUGGCAGAGCGCCCGCCGACAAGUGUCUCAGUUUCAGUGUGGGAGUCGCCACAGUGACUUUUCCGUGGAGAGAAAGCUGUAAAGAAACAUCUUAAGCUUUAGGAAGUAAUUCUGAACGAAGCGCCGGGGUGACGGGAGCCUGGGCCCUGGUUGUUGUCUGUUCGGUGUCUGUGCCCGUGAGGGUCUCGCGUAUGAAGCGCGGUGUCGUCUGAUCGGAGUUGUUCCCGGUUGGGUUCGCAGGAUGAGCAGAGCGGGAGAGCUUUGUGCUUUGAGAUACAGCAUCUUGUCCGCAGACUCUGCUUGGGCCGGUCUCGACCUGCAGCAAGGUCUGAAAACCUUGAACUGAACGCGAGAGGAAGAUUUUGUGUAUAGUUUGCUAUAAAACGAAGAGCUCAGAAGCGGCGACACUGGAUGGGGAGGAGGACAGGAGAAGGUGUUGGCGCAUCCCGCGGUCAGGGCGGGCGCGGUGACGGACACCGGGGCGGCGAGGGCUUCGGUGACAACUCAGCGGCCCCGCUCAUCGUCACCCCGCUCGUCCCCGUGUGGUGUGCUCGGGCUGGCCUCGGGGAGCCCCCGUGCCCGCGGCCCCUGCGGCCGGGGCGCACCCCGGUGCCCGAGCACCUGCUGUCGUGCUGCCUUUUGGCCUUUUGGACCGAAAAUAAACACCGCACUCCCCGGCGCGCUCUGGAAA